AUGACGAAUUCGAGUAGUGAUAUUCGUGUUGUGGUAGGAAUUGGCUUUGCUUACGCGAAUGUGAAAACACCUAAUAAAAUAGAGACUAACGAUACUUGGUCCGAAAAGAAAGGCGAAUUUAAAACAAAUACGGUGAUUCGAUAUGACAAUAUGUUCAAUGUUGUCAAAUGGGGUUUACCUGCUUUGGCCGAAAAGAUUUCCAGAAAGGGUGAAAAGUCAAAAUUUGAAGAAGCUCAGAUUGCUGAGUUAUUCAAACUUCAUCUUGGUGAAAUUGCUGAUGAAGAAAAGCCAAAGUUACCUUUAGGCUUAGAUCCCAGAAAAGCGAUAACUGAUUAUUUGCGUGAAAUUGGAAAGCUUAUGAAGACCAGAAUAACUGAUCGAUGGCCAGGAUUAAUUUACUUUAAACAUGUUCGAGUUGUUCUCACUGUGCCUGUUGAAUAUGACGAGAAAGCUCGCGCCAUCAUGCGACAAUGUGCCUACGAUGCUGAACUUAUACUUACACUUGAAUCAGAAAAUUUAGAAUUUACUACUGAACCGGAAGCUGCUGCAAUAUAUUGUCUUGAAAAUAUAAGUGAACAUCCGUUGAAAGAAGGAGAUUCAUUUAUGCUUGUUGAUUGUGGCGGCGGCACGAUAGAUUUGACAGUUCGUACUAUUCUCCCUAAUUCGAAAUUAAGCGAACUCACAGAAAGCACUGGUGAUUUUUGCGGCUCCACGUAUAUCGAUAAGGAAUUCAAAAAUUUUAUUGGCACCAAAGUCGGAAAAUCAGCUCUUAAAUUGAUGGAGGAUAAACAUUAUCCUCAGCUCCAAUAUUUGAUUCAAUAUUUCUGCACGUAUGUAAAGCUUCCGUUCGAUGGCAAUGAAAGAAACUGGCGGAAUAAAGAAAUUGAUCUUGAAGAGGUUUGUGCUGUUCUCUUGCAAUACGUCAAAGGCGAAGAAAGAGAAGAGUUAGAAGAAUGUGAAUGGCUUAUCGAAUUAGACUUCCAGAGGGUUAGAAAUUUCUUUGACCAAGUCAUAGGAAAAGUUUUAAAGCUAAUUCGUCAACAACUGACCAAGUCGAAAAAGAAUAUUUCCGCAAUCUUUUUAGUUGGAGGGUUUUCUGAAUCCAAGUAUCUAUUACAUCGUGUUCGACAGGAAUUUCAUCGCCAAGUCUCGUAUAUUUCAGUCCCGUCUUACCCAGUUACCAGUGUUGUCAAAGGAGCCGUUACAUAUGGUCUGAGAAUGGAUACAAUUAAAGCACGUGUACUUAAAAAAACUUACGGGAUCGAGCUUUACCGCGAUUGGACUCUCAAUGAUCCAAUCGAAGGAAUGAAAAUUAUAGAUGGUCAAGAGAAAAUUUUAGCUUUUAUGAGAUUAGCUAAAAAAGGGACUGAGGUUGAUGUAGACCAAGAAUUCAAACAGAUAGCUUAUCCGACACACGAACAGUCUGAGUGUAGUUUCAAGAUCUACAAAAUUAAUGCUGAUGAUGGAAAAUACUGUGAUGACCCAGGAAUGAGUCUUUUUGGAAGACUUGAUUUGGAAAUUCCUGAUGUUUAUCUUGGCAAGGAUCGUCCAAUGGAGUUCACUUUGACUUUUGGUAAAAUGGAAACGCGUGCUUUUGCGAAAGCGCUCAAAUCGGGAAAAACGGCUCAGGCAACUUUUAAUUUAGAGUUAUAA
Ambispora gerdemannii is the source of this 1653-nucleotide messenger RNA. The record is from the annotation of a GenBank genome assembly. NCBI's taxonomy places the organism in Eukaryota, Fungi, Glomeromycota, Glomeromycetes, Archaeosporales, Ambisporaceae.